Molecule: messenger RNA, 834 nt
Organism: Juglans regia (Persian walnut)
Lineage: Eukaryota; Viridiplantae; Streptophyta; Magnoliopsida; Fagales; Juglandaceae
Product: ubiquitin-conjugating enzyme E2-17 kDa
Exons: 5
Coding region: 151-597 (148 amino acids)
Biological process (GO): protein polyubiquitination
Cellular component (GO): nucleus
Molecular function (GO): ubiquitin conjugating enzyme activity
Source: RefSeq, a predicted model, not a curated record
AUAAAGAAAGAACACCGUCACCGUCACCGCCACCUUACAAACCAUAGUCCAAACACUCUCGCCCACACAAUUACAGCGCUCGCAGACUUCUAUUUCUCUCUCUCUCUCUACCGGUUGCAGUGAAGAUUCUGAGGCACCGGUGAUUUUGUGAUGGCUUCUAAAAGGAUAAACAAGGAGUUGAAGGACCUUCAGAAAGAUCCUCCCGCUUCAUGCAGUGCCGGCCCUGUGGCUGAUGAUAUGUUCCACUGGCAAGCAACAAUUAUGGGCCCAGCAGACAGCCCAUUUGCGGGGGGUGUGUUCCUUGUAUCCAUUCACUUCCCGCCAGAUUAUCCAUUCAAGCCACCUAAGGUUUCUUUCCGGACAAAAGUUUUCCACCCUAACAUUAAUAGCAAUGGAAGCAUCUGUCUUGACAUCCUAAAAGAGCAGUGGAGCCCUGCCCUUACCAUAUCCAAGGUCCUGCUAUCAAUAUGUUCACUGCUGACCGAUCCAAAUCCAGAUGAUCCUCUGGUGCCUGAAAUUGCUCACAUGUACAAGACCGACAGAGCAAAGUAUGAGACAACAGCCCGGUCCUGGACCCAGAAGUAUGCCAUGGGCUAGGGCUGUUGUUCUGCAUGAGUUGAUAUGUCAUCCUUAAAGGCAUCAUAUUAGUAAAUAAAUAAUUAUAAUCUGGUCCGAAGAUUAAAGAACGAACUUGUUCUGUUGUGGUGUGUCCUCUGUCUUAGGGAAAUUCUUAUAUGCGGUUUUCUUCAACCGAGAUAAUCUUAAUUACUUUUAGACAUGGCAUAAUUAUGUGGAACUCCGUGGCAAAAUCUUGUUUUUGUUUUGCUUCACAUU